Messenger RNA from Ostertagia ostertagi, 408 nucleotides. Lineage: Eukaryota; Metazoa; Nematoda; Chromadorea; Rhabditida; Trichostrongylidae. The record is from the annotation of a GenBank genome assembly.
AUGGACACAGAAGUAGUCAAGGCUUUCAAUGCCGAGUUAACGUCUGUAUAUGAUUCGAAACCGCCAUUGAGCAAGAAGAAAAUACAAGAUAUUGCCAAAGCAGCUUUGAAAGCUAAGGGAUUCUACAAACAUGUCGUUUUCAGCGUGGAGAAAUUUCUGGCAAAGUGCAAAAUAGAGUAUAAAAUACCCUGUCUAUACGUCAUCGACAGCAUCAUUCGCACUUCGAAACACCAACUGAAAGAAAAGGAUGUUUUCGCUGCUCGAUUUCUCAAGAAUUCUCGCACCGCUAUCCGAUCUCUUGCUUGUCCACCUCGUGUCGUUCGGACUCUGAAUUUGUGGAGUGCUAAUGGCGUCUACACUGAAGAACAAAUGGCUCCUUACAAGCAGCAAUGUCGAGAUAUGGGCAUA